AUGGCCGACGGUUUGAAGAUGGGAAACCUUUCCCUUAAUGAAUCCCAGCAUGCGCCUGCUGCCCCUCAGCAAGGACGUGCUGCCUACAUUCCCCCUCACCUUCGUCAACGCAAUGUCGCUCCCAACAUGGACGGCGCUGCCCCUCCCCCCGCUGGAGGCCCUGGCGCCUGGAAUUCUUACAGAGCCCCCCGUGGUGGCAACUGGGCCAAUGCCAACGCUCCCGAUUUCAGCCCCCGCCCCAAUGGUAACCCUACCUGGAGCUCCCAUGAAGGUCAACGCCGGCCCUUUAAUCCCAAUGCUUACGGAAACCCAGGAAACACCGGAGGCUCCGGAGGCUCCUACAGCGGAGGUGGCCAAGCCAGAGGUUCUGGAGAUGGCCAGUGGCGCGACGGCAAGCACAUUCCCGGUCCCGUCAAUGCCCGUGUCGAACGUGAACUUUUCGGUCUCCCCAACGACCCCUCCAAGCAGAACACUGGUAUCAACUUUUCCAACUACGACGAUAUCCCCGUGGAAGCUUCCGGUCACAACGUUCCCGAGGCCGUCAAUGCCUUUACCAACCCCCCGCUGGAUGACCACCUGAUCACCAACAUCAAGCUCGCCGGAUAUGCCGUCCCCACCCCCGUCCAGAAGUACUCCAUCCCCAUUGUCAUGAACGGUCGUGACCUGAUGGCAUGUGCCCAAACCGGUUCCGGAAAGACUGGUGGUUUCUUGUUCCCUAUUCUCUCCCAGGCUUACCAGAACGGACCCUCUGCUACCCCCGUCCAGGCUUCCGGUUCUUUCAGCUACGGUCGCCAGCGCAAGGCCUACCCUACCUCCCUCAUCCUGGCCCCUACUCGUGAGCUUGUCUCUCAGAUCUACGAAGAAGCCCGCAAGUUCGCUUACCGCUCUUGGGUUCGCCCCUGCGUUGUGUACGGUGGUGCCGACAUUGGUUCUCAGCUGCGUCAGAUCGAGCGUGGCUGCGAUCUGUUGGUUGCUACUCCCGGUCGUCUCGUCGACCUUCUCGAGCGUGGCCGUAUCUCUCUCGCCAACAUCAAGUACCUGAUUCUGGAUGAGGCUGAUCGCAUGUUGGACAUGGGUUUCGAGCCCCAGAUUCGCCGCAUUGUGGAGGGUGAGGACAUGCCCCACGUCAACGACCGCCAAACCCUCAUGUUUUCGGCCACUUUCCCCCGUGACAUUCAGAUGCUCGCCCGCGACUUCUUGAAGGACUACGUUUUCCUGUCGGUUGGUCGUGUUGGUUCCACCUCCGAGAACAUCACCCAGAAGGUUGAGUACGUUGAGGACCACGACAAGCGUUCCGUUCUGCUCGAUAUCCUCCACACCCACGGUACCACCGGUCUCACUCUGAUCUUCGUUGAGACUAAGCGCAUGGCCGACUCCCUGUCGGACUUCCUCAUCAACCAGCGCUUCCCUGCCACCGCUAUUCACGGUGACCGUACCCAGCGUGAGCGUGAGCGCGCUCUGGAGAUGUUCCGUUCCGCCCGCUGUCCUAUUCUGGUUGCUACCGCUGUUGCUGCUCGUGGUCUCGAUAUUCCUAACGUCACCCACGUCAUCAACUACGAUCUUCCCACCGACAUUGACGACUACGUUCACCGUAUCGGUCGUACUGGCCGUGCUGGUAACACUGGUAUUGCCACUGCUUUCUUCAACCGUGGCAACCGUGGUGUCGUCCGCGACCUGAUCGAUCUUCUGAAGGAGGCUCACCAGGAGGUUCCCUCUUUCUUGGAGAGCAUUGCUCGUGAAGGCAGCGGAUACGGUGGCCGUGGUGGCCGUGGUGGUGGUCGCGGCCGUGGUGCUGCUGCUACCCGUGAUGUGCGUCGCAUGGGCGGUGGUAUGGGCAGUGGCCCUGGCUUUGGCGGCAGCGGCAGCUACGGUGGUGGUCCCGGCUUUGGUGGUGGCAGUAGCUACGGUGCUCCCCCGUCCUACGGUGGUGGUGGCGGCUACGGCGGCGGCUACGGCGGCGGCGGUGGUUACGGAAACCCCUCUGGCCCCACUGGACCCUCUUCCUGGUGGUAG
Messenger RNA from Aspergillus wentii DTO 134E9, 2013 nucleotides. Its product is annotated as DEAD/DEAH box helicase. Bases 1 to 2013 code for a protein of 670 amino acids. Lineage: Eukaryota; Fungi; Ascomycota; Eurotiomycetes; Eurotiales; Aspergillaceae. The record is from RefSeq and is a predicted model, not a curated record. The transcript is spliced from 2 exons. Gene Ontology annotation, cellular component: nucleus. Gene Ontology annotation, molecular function: ATP binding; RNA helicase activity; RNA binding.